CAGGAUGAUUCCGUACGAGUUUUGAGAAUUGAGAUAAACCGUGGGAGAAUGCUCGAGUGUUAAUAUCCAGGUACUCCUGCUGUGGACUGUGUCUGGUGAGGCUGAUGGCGGCUGCAUUUACACUUACAACACCAACACUGUCAAAUGUUCGAGAAAGCAGAAUCAUGAAAAUGGGAGCUUUGAACCCUAACCCUAUGUUUAGGGUGGGGUUUCCUCAGGGGCGUGUGAGUGUGAGUGUGAGUGUGAAUGGGAAUGCGAGAAUGAAAAGAAGGGUAGUGGUGCGGGGGAGUUCGGAGUCAUUGGAAGAAGGAGUUGUACAGUCAAAAGUGACAAACAAAGUAUACCUUGACAUCAGUAUUGGAAAUCCAGUUGGGAAGCUUGCGGGUCGGAUUGUGAUUGGAUUGUACGGUGAUGAUGUGCCCCAAACAGCAGAGAACUUCCGUGCCCUUUGUACAGGAGAGAAGGGCUUUGGAUACAAGGGCUCCACCUUCCAUCGCGUUAUCAAGGAUUUCAUGAUUCAAGCAGGAGAUUUUGACAAAGGAAAUGGGACUGGAGGCAAAAGUAUAUAUGGUCGUACUUUCAAGGACGAGAAUUUUAAUCUGUCUCAUACUGGACCAGGAGUUGUUAGCAUGGCAAAUGCAGGCCCCAACACAAAUGGGAGUCAGUUUUUCAUAUGCACUGUGAAGACACCAUGGCUGGAUCAGAGGCAUGUUGUGUUUGGCCAAGUUUUGGAAGGCAUGGACAUUGUUAGGUUGAUCGAGUCACAGGAGACAGAUCGGGGUGACCGUCCUAGAAAGAAGGUGGUUAUAAGUGACUCUGGUGAGCUUCCAAUUGCUUGAUGUGGUUCUUGUGCAUUUUGUUGGUCAUGGUUUCUAAUUUGUUUCUUGCUGCUGAGGAGGAAAAAAAAUAAAAUAAAAAAACUCCUGCUUUCUGGAAAUUUUUGUUUGACUAUUCUGAAAUGAGUUCAGUACCUCUUUAUAUUCAUACUAAUCCUACAAACUUUUAGCAGCCCUCUGUAUACUAGUUGAAUUUUUGUU
Gastrolobium bilobum is the source of this 1037-nucleotide messenger RNA. Its product is annotated as photosynthetic NDH subunit of lumenal location 5, chloroplastic-like. Gene Ontology annotation, biological process: protein folding; protein peptidyl-prolyl isomerization. Gene Ontology annotation, molecular function: peptidyl-prolyl cis-trans isomerase activity. The coding region runs from base 105 to 839 and encodes 244 amino acids. NCBI's taxonomy places the organism in Eukaryota, Viridiplantae, Streptophyta, Magnoliopsida, Fabales, Fabaceae. The record is from RefSeq and is a predicted model, not a curated record. The transcript is spliced from 5 exons.